GUCCGCUGGACCGCCAUGGGUGUACGCAGUGUGGCAAUCCGCGCCUGCGGGCGAGGUAAGGUCGAUACCGGCGUCCCGCGGAUGGCUGUUCGCGCCUGUGGGGCGGCGGCAGCCGUGGUGGCGCUGCUCUCCGCCGCGAUCGCGCUCCACUGGCCGCCGCUGCACGCAGCGCUACACAGAGCAUUCUCCCUCCGUGCAGCACACUCGACAGAGGACAUGGAAAACCUUUCUCAGCUGGUGAGAAACAUUGUGCCUGCUCUAACGUCGAAGAAGCACAAGGGGCAGGAUGGAAGAAUAGGCAUAGUUGGGGGCUGCCAAGAGUACACAGGUGCACCAUAUUUUGCAGGAAUCUCAGCUCUGAAAGUGGGUGCAGAUCUGGCCCAUGUGUUCUGUGCCAGGGAGGCCGCGCCAGUGAUAAAGUCCUACAGCCCGGAGCUGAUCGUCCACCCAGUCCUUGACAGUCCUAAUGUUGUUGAGGAGGUGGAGAAAUGGCUCCCCAGGCUGCAUGCCCUUGUCGUGGGACCUGGCCUAGGUAGGGACGACCUUCUUCUCAACAACGUCAGGGGCAUCUUGGAAGCAACCAAAGCCAGGGACCUCCCCAUGGUCAUCGACGCGGACGGCCUGUGGCUGAUUGCUCAGCAGCCUGGCCUCAUCCACGGUUACCAGAAGGCCAUUCUCACCCCCAACCGUGUGGAGUUCAGCAGACUCUGGGAAGCUGUGCUCAGUAGUCCUAUGGACACCACGAAUCACAGCGAGUCUGUACUGAAGCUCAGCCAGGCCCUGGGGAACAUCACCCUGGUCCAGAAAGGAGAACACGACCUCAUCUCCAAUGGCCAGCAGGUGCUCGUGUGCAGCCAGGAAGGCAGCAGCCGCAGGUGCGGUGGGCAAGGAGACCUGCUGUCAGGUUCCCUGGGCGUCAUGGUACACUGGGCUCUCCUUGCUGGGCCCGAGAAAACAAACAGUUCCAGCCCGCUCCUGGUGGCUGCCUGGGGUGCUUGCACACUCACAAGGGAAUGUAACCAUCAGGCCUUCCAGAAGUACGGGCGCUCCACCACCACUACGGACAUGAUCGCGGAGGUGGGAACUGCCUUCAGCAAGCUCUUCACGAACUGAGCCAGUGCACUGAGAGGCACCACAGACUGUCCUCCGCUUGCUGAGCCACGGGCCCAGCAUCACUUGCUGUUGGCGGGGUCUUGGCCUAACCUGGCUGACAGGACUUAGGACAUAGCCGUGUAUUCUGACUAAAUUAGACUCAAGAUGUUAUGACAAUAAUCUGGUCUUCUGUGAUUUUCUUAGCUUCUCAGCAGCAGUUGAGAAAAUGAGAAUAAAAUUCCUCCCAACAGCCCAAUUGAAUCUGGGCUUGCUCUGAGACAGGA
Messenger RNA from Psammomys obesus (fat sand rat), 1376 nucleotides. RefSeq names its product NAD(P)HX dehydratase (gene Naxd). The transcript has 10 exons. Gene Ontology annotation, biological process: metabolite repair. Lineage: Eukaryota; Metazoa; Chordata; Mammalia; Rodentia; Muridae. Bases 16 to 1113 code for a protein of 365 amino acids. Gene Ontology annotation, molecular function: ATP-dependent NAD(P)H-hydrate dehydratase activity. The record is from RefSeq and is a predicted model, not a curated record.